AAUUUAAGAACAAUGGGAUGUCUGCUUGGAAUGAUUCAUUCCUAAUGCCCUUUGAUGACUGCUCUUGUUCAUGUGGAUCAAUCCUUUGUAAACCACUAAAUCUUCCAAUCCUUGAAUCGUUCCAUCCCUCUUCGACAUUGCAGUCUUGUCGGUGAUCCUCUCACCCCUGUAAGCUUGCCCCGGGACAAGGCAAUUUAAUCCUUCACAAUGCCAAUGCUUAAGGACCCCUCGACAAAAUACAAGCCCUUCAAGCCCUUGGAUCUUCCCAAUCGUCAAUGGCCUUCAAAAACUCUGAACAAGCGUCCGAGGUGGUUGGCUACUGACCUUAGAGAUGGAAACCAGAGCUUGGUCGACCCCAUGGAUGGGGACCAAAAGCUUCGAUAUUUCAGAAUGCUGGUAGAAAUCGGGUACAAGGAAAUUGAGAUCUCCUUCCCAUCAGCUUCGCAAACGGAUUACGAUUUCACUCGACGUCUUGUCGAAAGCCCUGGCGAGGUUCCAGCAGAUGUUUGGCUGCAAGUUCUUUGCCCUUGCCGGGAGGACUUCAUUCGACGUACUGUCGAUUCCCUCAAGGGAGCCAAAAAGGCAAUUCUCCAUCUUUACCUUGCAACCAGUGAAUGCUUCCGCAGAAUAGUGUUCGGCAUGUCGAAACAAGAGAGUCUGGAGAUGGCUGUGCGAUGUACGAAAUACGCUCGCUCGAUCACUAAGGACGAUCCUUCAACUGCUGGUACCGAGUGGCUUUUCGAAUUUUCGCCGGAAACGUUUUCGGAUACGGACCCGGAUUUCGUGCUUGAAAUUUGUGAAGCAGUGAAAGCUGCUUGGGAGCCAACGGUAGAAGCACCGCUAAUCUUUAACCUUCCUGCUACAGUAGAAAUGUCCACUCCUAACGUUUAUGCGGAUCAAAUUGAAUAUUUCUCGACGAACAUCUCUGAGAGGGAAAAAGUUUGCGUUUCUCUACAUCCUCAUAAUGACCGCGGAUGCGCAGUCGCGGCAGCAGAGCUAGCACAGAUGGCAGGAGCUCAACGGGUUGAAGGCACUCUAUUCGGAAACGGGGAACGAACCGGAAACGUCGAUUUGGUCACUCUGGCUCUUAAUCUCUAUACACAGGGAAUCUCCCCAGGAGUAGAUUUCUCCGAUAUCAACUCCGUUAUAAAGGUAGUGGAGGCAAGCAACAAGAUCCCUGUGAAUGAGAGAUGGCCAUAUGGUGGACAAUUGGUCGUUUGCGCAUUCAGUGGCAGUCAUCAAGAUGCUAUUAAAAAGGGAUUCCAGGUUCGUGAAAAGAGCAAGACAGCCGAUGCGGAUAGGUGGCAGAUACCAUACCUUCCCAUUGACCCAGAAGAUAUCGGCCGCAACUACGAAGCCAUCAUCCGGGUCAACUCACAGAGCGGCAAGGGUGGUGUUGCCUGGGUUAUCCUUCGCAGUCUUGAACUGGAUCUUCCCCGCGGACUACAAAUCGCAUUCAGCAAGGUCAUUCAGACACAAGCCGACAGGCUUGGUCGUGAGCUCCUGCCCAAAGAAAUCGUCUCCCUUUUCGAAGAGGCCUACCAUCUCAAGCAAAAGGCCCGUUUCUCCCUGGUUGACUAUAACAUCACUACCGACCGCUCGCAGUCCCCCGCUCCCCCUGAACCCGGCAAAGCACUCAACACCAAGAACCUCAAGCGACGCUUUGCUGGCAUUAUUGAAAUCGACGGCAUACAACACGCCAUCGUCGGUGUGGGCAAUGGUGCUAUCUCUUCCCUGGCAAACGCCCUAAAAUCCCUGGGCAUUGAUCUGGACGUUGUUGACUACAAAGAACACGCCAUCGGCGCCCAUAGAGACACUAAGGCCGCAACAUACAUCGAGUGUACGUCCGCCGAUAGCUCAGAGAAGGUCUGGGGCGUUGGUAUCCACCAGGACGUUGUCCAGGCUAGUUUGACAGCUCUUCUAAGCGCUGCCAGCUCUGUAAGUCAAUUCCCAUUUCUUCCUUACAUCUCGAGCUAA
Messenger RNA from Histoplasma capsulatum G186AR, 1977 nucleotides. Its product is annotated as 2-isopropylmalate synthase. Gene Ontology annotation, biological process: L-leucine biosynthetic process. Gene Ontology annotation, cellular component: mitochondrion. The record is from RefSeq and is a predicted model, not a curated record. Lineage: Eukaryota; Fungi; Ascomycota; Eurotiomycetes; Onygenales; Ajellomycetaceae. Gene Ontology annotation, molecular function: 2-isopropylmalate synthase activity. The transcript has 4 exons. Bases 208 to 1977 code for a protein of 589 amino acids.